CCCUGGAAUUUUUUUGAAAAUGUCCGAGUUAACGGAGGAGCAGAUUGCCGAGUUCAAGGACGCCUUUGUGCAGUUUGAUAAGGACGGCACCGGGAAGAUAAAUACUCGGGAGCUGGGAACCUUGAUGCGCACCCUUGGCCAGAAUCCCUCGGAAGGAGAGUUACAGGACCUUAUAGCCGAGGCCGAUAGCAAUAGCGAGGGACUACUGGACUUUAGUGAGUUCUGUGCCAUUAUGGCCAAGCAGAUGCGAGAAACUGAUACCGAGGAGGAGAUGCGCGAGGCGUUCAAGAUCUUCGAUCGCGAUGGCGAUGGUUUCAUAUCACCGGCUGAACUCCGUUUCGUGAUGAUCAAUCUGGGCGAAAAGGUCACAGACGAAGAAAUAGACGAGAUGAUUCGAGAGGCCGAUUUCGAUGGUGAUGGUAUGAUCAAUUACGAGGAGUUUGUAUGGAUGAUCAGCCAAAAGUAGUUCGUUGGUUUUGGAUUAUACGAAAAUAAAAUACAUCACAUAUGGGG
Drosophila suzukii is the source of this 513-nucleotide messenger RNA. It is a transcript of the gene Acam, whose product is annotated as Androcam. Gene Ontology annotation, molecular function: enzyme regulator activity; calcium ion binding. The record is from RefSeq and is a predicted model, not a curated record. Lineage: Eukaryota; Metazoa; Arthropoda; Insecta; Diptera; Drosophilidae.